AUGGACGACGAGGGCGGCGACGGCGGGCGACUGGCCGCGCGCUACGACCGUCUGAUUGCUGCACUGAGUAGGAACGCGUUUGCUUCUACACGAGGUGACGACGCGUUUCCAUUUGCAGUGGCAGUGGCUGAGGCUGAGACGAGCGAGGCGCAUGGCCAGCAGCUGCUUGCGAGGACUGCGGCCACGAGCGUACGCUGUGCUGAGCUCAUUGCCGCGAGCUUAGAGACGAGUGGGGCGCUCGUGAAGCUGGAAAAGACGCUGCAAAGGGCGCACGCUUGCAGCGGAGAGGGCGACGAGCGGGAGAAGGACGAGGCGAUGGACUGCGAGGAAAAAGACAGAAGUGGAGACGGAGAGGGAGACGGAGACGAGGAGGCCACGACGUUGUUGCUGCAGGAUCUUGUGGCUGCUGGGGACGAGGCAGCGGACGCUGCUACGACGUACGUGCAAUUGGGUGUGGUCCGCAAGACAGCGCGGGCGAGUCGGGCGCUUUUGGCGUCGGCCGAGACCCACUUGCAGAAGCACUGGAUGGCCCGUGGGGACGCGCCUGCAGUUGGAGCCACUGCCGUGGCGAACGAGUUUCGCCAGUUGUACAUGGAGGAGUUCACCGCGGCGUUUGGUGACGAAUUGGACCAGUUUCGCCAGGAAGACCGCUUUGAGAGCAAGGACGUGACGUAUCUAAUCUCGUGCAUCCAGGCAGGAGGCGACAUUUUCACGCCGCUGCAGAAGCAGCUCUUUAUGGACUCUGUUCGGACCUGUCGAGAGUGA
This is a messenger RNA of Hyaloperonospora brassicae, 765 nucleotides long. The record is from the annotation of a GenBank genome assembly. NCBI's taxonomy places the organism in Eukaryota, Oomycota, Peronosporomycetes, Peronosporales, Peronosporaceae.